UUACUAUGGCAAUUAAAACAAGGAUGUUUUACGGUGAUGAACGGAAAUAGCAUGAUACUGAACAAAGUUUCUCCUGGGAUACUUUAUCAAAAUAAUGAGCCAGACCUCUCUUACCGUCACUCAGGAUCCUUUUCCAGCUCAAUGAGUACUAGUGAUAGCAAUACACAGCUCAGUCAGUACAGUCAGAAGUCUUUAGACCUGUUCUCUCAACCACCAUUAAAUUUUGAAUCAAAUAAUAUUUUCACUGAUGGAGAGAGAAGAGAGCCGUUAGUCAUGACUGAUAAAACCCCGCAUUUAAAUUAUUCACAUCAGAACACAGCGGCUGGCAAUGGAGCUCGAAAAUUUUCAAAGUAUUACAUGAGAUAUAUUGCUGCUCAAGAAUCAAUGGAGAGAGAUGAAGGUACUAAAGACAAAGAUACGAGAUCAGUCUACCAAAAAUGGAAAGAUGAACGAAAAGAAGCAGAAGAGAGGAAUCUUGUCAUUGAUGAAGUUGUGAAAGUAACAGAAGAGUCUAAGAAACAAAUAAUUUCAACUGUGACUGAGUUAAAAGAAGCAUUAAAAUCUGACUUUCAGGAGCACAUCACAUUUUACCAAAAUACUUUUAGUGAGCAUACCAGAGAGCUAAAGGAGCUAGUUGCUUUGGCACAGAGCACUGGUCUCUCCACUAGACAGGACAUUGAUAAGAAUUUCAAUGAGCUCAGUUUAAAGAUACAGGGAAUUGAUGAGAAGUUAGAUGAGGUAUGUUCUCAGUGUUUGGCACACACUGAAAAGCUGGAUAAACUUGAGUGCAAGUUAGACGGUUUCUCUGAACAGAUAGUUUCACUUUUUGAUGUGCUAAGGAAGGAAUUUACAAGAGUAUCAGCCAGUCAAGAGGAGCAACUGAAAAGAAUGAUGGAGAGGCUUGCACAGUUAAAAGAAAGAUAUCCUGAGACAGACUUUGAAGCCUCAAAUAUUACUGAAUGUCAUCUAAAAGAUUCACAUUCUCAAGGCGAUACUCCUGUUGAUGGUAGUUUCACUAGUUGCAAUAAUGAUAAACUAGUUUCUCAUGAAAUUGACACAAGUUUGAUUGGUAAUCGCUCCUCGUCUGUUGACAUGUUAGCUCAAAGUUUUUUAACAGUUGGUCAGACAGAAAUAGAUCCUCAUCAGCAACAGACAUUCACUACAGAUCACACUAAAGAGGCUAGGGGGGAAGAAGAUACUCAGAGAGUCAGUUCUCUUCAUAGCAACUCUUUUUGCACAGUUGAGUCAUUUUCACCAAAGCACAAACGGACUAGUAGAAAGAGACAGCAAAAGCAACAGGGACGAACUAGCUGUAGUAUGAAUAACUCGAAGAAGCCUCUGACAAACAGUGACAAGGAGAAUAAGCUCACCCUUCACUCUCCUGCAUUAAAAUCUUUUCCAUCUAAAGGCAGUAACAGCAUGAAAGUAACGAAAGAGCUCCCAAAGCAUUUACAGACUGAAGACAAUGGCUUUCUAACAAGUUCUCCAUUGGAUCAACUCCCAUUGGCAUCCAAUAACUUGUCGUUUCAAAGAAGUGCUGAGAUUCGGAGAAGGCAAGCGUUCAUUGACAGGAUGGCUCCAGGUUCAGAAGAUAUAAUGAAAGACAUACAAUCAAAGGUUCGUAGAACGAACAAGAACUAAAAUAUGUACAUGUAUAUAUAUAUCACUAUAAUUCUAUAUACCAUUAUCCACCAUA
Messenger RNA from Amphimedon queenslandica, 1696 nucleotides. RefSeq lists its product as uncharacterized. The record is from RefSeq and is a predicted model, not a curated record. The transcript is spliced from 9 exons. The coding region runs from base 37 to 1641 and encodes 534 amino acids. Lineage: Eukaryota; Metazoa; Porifera; Demospongiae; Haplosclerida; Niphatidae.